Messenger RNA from Prunus armeniaca (apricot), 963 nucleotides. NCBI's taxonomy places the organism in Eukaryota, Viridiplantae, Streptophyta, Magnoliopsida, Rosales, Rosaceae. The record is from the annotation of a GenBank genome assembly.
AUGGUCCGCGGCUUCACUGGACCAACUCUUAAAAAAUCCCAGUUCCAAGACCGCAGAGGCAUCUCUGCCUGGCUCUCGCUUUACGCAGCUGCCGCAGGCUCCUUGGGCGCCGCCAUCAUGUCCUCAUUCACGUACCACAUGCUUAGAGAGGAAGAGGAGUUCAUAAGCCUCUGGGUUGUCUCCAUCUUUAGCGGUAUCAAAUGGCUUUGUGGAAUCUUCCAUUUCUUUGUCACUAAAAGGCCUUGCGUCAACCCACCAAUCUCAAAGUCCCAUGCAUUAUCAAUCUUCAAGUUUCCUCAUGCAGUAGGAGGCCUUGUUGGCGCUUUCCUCUCCUCGGCAACGACAAUGUGUCUUUUCACAGGAGGGGUGCUUUACUUAGUUGGGCAGCUUUGCUAUGAUCCAAGAUCAUUGCUCUGCUUUUGGCUAAUGUAUUUCAUCUUCCCCUUGUUUUCUCUCCCACUGCUGCAACCCCUGCAGCAUUUCAUCAAGGCGAAUGCUGUCAAAAUGCAACUCAUGGGCUUCUUCCUCUCAUUAAUCACCUCCGGGUACGGGUUCUUUUUCGGGGGCUCAGUUUGGAAGCAGCACCAUGUUCUGCUCUUCGCCGCAGUUCAAAGCACUUCCGCAGGGCUCCUACACGCUUUCGGGCGCGUUCUGUUGAUGGAUUGUUCCCCUCCCGGAAAAGAAGGUGCUUUCUCUGCUUGGUUUUCUUGGACAAAAGCUCUUGGCACGUGUGCUGGCUUCGCAGUUGCAUCGGCAAUCCCAGGAAAUGUGUCCACUUCUUUUGGGCUCUCGUUUAUCACCGCUGUCUGUGGAGUGCUAGUUUUGAUCUUUGGGAACAUUAGCGACUCUGGAGGAGCCAAAGCAGCAGGGCAUGUGAGGCAUGAUAGUGAGGAAGGAGGUUCACCUGUUCAGGGACUUGAUGCUGCAGCUACUGCCUAUGAGAUGCAAGAAUCUGCCCGGUGA